Messenger RNA from Erythranthe guttata (spotted monkey flower), 363 nucleotides. Its product is annotated as cysteine proteinase inhibitor 5. NCBI's taxonomy places the organism in Eukaryota, Viridiplantae, Streptophyta, Magnoliopsida, Lamiales, Phrymaceae. The record is from RefSeq and is a predicted model, not a curated record. Gene Ontology annotation, molecular function: cysteine-type endopeptidase inhibitor activity.
AUGGCACUCAAAUCUCGCUCUGUUCUCUUUCUUCUCCUCUCAAUUAUGGUGGUUUCGAGUAUCAACGAAGCGGGCGCCACUUUCUUCGGAAUUUGGCUGCCGAUCGCUAACCUGAAAACCCCGGAGGUGGUGCAGAUUGCCAAAUUUGCAGUGGCGGAGCACAACAAAGAGGCUAAAACAUCGUUGCAAUUCGUUACCGUCGUAAGAGGUGAAACCAAACUGGCUGUCGGGAAGAACUACCGGCUGGUGAUCACCGUCAAGGGUAGCGGCUCCGCCCAACCCAAAAACUAUACCGCAGUUGUUUGGUCCAGGCCCUUGAUAAAGUACCAGCAACUUCUUACGUUUAAUGAAGUUAAAGUUUAA